Molecule: messenger RNA, 789 nt
Organism: Mesorhabditis belari
Lineage: Eukaryota; Metazoa; Nematoda; Chromadorea; Rhabditida; Rhabditidae
Source: the annotation of a GenBank genome assembly
AUGGAGAUGGGAAACGAUGUGGAUCACGAAACGACGCCGAUAAUUCCGAGAUAUGACACCGGACCACCGCAGCUCCAAGUUAACAGCCGCCGGUUUAUGGUGCUCUCCUCCUGCAUCACAAAUGUCGUUUCCUCAUCAAUUCGAAAUCCAUCACCGCUGCGCGAAUAUAUACCCAGAAGAACUACAUACAUCGUUUUCAGGCGCUUGAUAAAUCGAAAUUUGCAAUUUGACUUCGAGGGAAAUGUGGCAGAGGAACGAGCUAUACGGGAUGCAAUUGCAAAAGAAGAAGAAAAGAUGCUACUUGAAGAAGAAAACAGACUACCCACGAAAGGGUUCUUGACUUCACACCAGCUAGCUUAUCACAAGGAGCCGCCGUCUAAGAUUCGGUUCCCUUGUCGAAAUCUUCCACCAUCGACUGAUGAUACGGCGGAUGAACGCACAAUCAAAUUAGUACUUGAAAACAUUGUAAAUCAAGUAUGUCGAUGGGAUAGCACUAUGGAUGGUAUAAGAUGCACCUCAAUAAGCCGAAAUACAAAAUGGCUCGAAAGACGGAGUCAACUUGAGACGCAAGCUGAAACUUCACUUGGCAUUCUGGCCCUGUGGCGCCGUGCUCGAGGACGACCAUCAAACAAACCUGACUGUGUCUCUUCCACUAUGCUGCCUCCUUCGGAAAGUGACAUCAUUUUUGGAGUGACCUCUACGCGUAAACAUCCUGGUGUGUACAGAUGGAUGCUCGAUGAGGCAUUGGGAAAGAGGAAGAGACAGCGAGCGAACAUCACAGAAAGAUCC